AACUGUAACGUGCUUUCCAAGCUCACUCCUUCAACCCUCUGUCAUCCCUCCAUCUCUCUGUUUCCCUGUAUGUAUAUAUACCUCCAAACCAUAGCCACAAGCUUCAUUAACUUCCAACAUUCACAACUCAAUCAUCUCCUUUUUACUCAAACACUUUCAUCACAACCAAAAAAUCUCAAACCAAUUGAUCCAAGAGAGUUCUUGAAAUGGAUAGACGGCAUUCGUUAGAAAGCGAGGGCGGGGACGUCGGCAUCCAGAUUGAGAAGAAUGUCAUCAACGCGGAGAAUCCGGUGAGGGCGCCGGAGAAGAAGCUGACGCUCUUCGCGCUGAGGCUGGCGGUGUUGGAGAAAGCCGCCACGGGGCUGGGGACCCUGGGGUUCAUAUGGGCCACGGUCGUCCUCCUCGGAGGCUUCGCGAUCACCUUAGCCAAAACCGACUUCUGGUUCAUAACCAUCAUCCUCUUGAUCGAAGGGACCCGGAUCUUCAGCAGGAGCCACGAGCUCGAGUGGCAACACCAGGCCACGUGGUCCCUGACGGACGUCGGGCUCAGCAGCUUCCGCGCUCUGAAAUCCGGGUCCCACUUCGUAGCCCGGGCUUUCAGGGCGAUAAAAAGGGCCACUGCCACCAGCAGCCAGCACGACAAGGUCCUGCCGGUGGUCAAAGAGUGGGACAACGAGAAGAGGGUGCCAACCAGGAGAUGGACAACCUCAGAGGUUCCUCUUGUUCCAUAUGCUCAAUGGCUGUUCAUAUCAAGAAACAUGGGGAAGCUCCUGCAUUGGCUCCAGAUUGCUUCUGCAACCACCUGUUUGGUCCUCUCCCUGGUUAAGCUCAUCAGACAGGACUUCGGGGAGGUGGCGAAGGGAGACACGGACAGGAGGAACCGGAAGUCGGCUCUCAACAUCUUCUAUUCCUUGGCACUGGCAGAGGCUCUGCUCUUCCUCAUGGAGAAGGCUUACUGCGAGUGGAAGAUUUCGAUUGGCAACCUGAUAGAAGAAGUGAACAGGGAGUGCGAACUCGGGCCUCCUGGCGAGGCCUCCGUGAAGCGAUUCUUCUACGACGCGUACUCCAAGUGCGUGUUCGGGAGCGUGUUCGACGGGCUGAAGAUGGACAUGGUCUCGUUCGGGAUGGAGCUGUUGGGUUCCAACUUCCCGGACGAGCAGCUCUCGGGCGCCCGGAUCUUGAAGAAGUUCUCAACCAGCCCCAGGUUCUGGGACGACACGCUCCAGAAGAUUGGAACGAACAUAUCUGUGAUGGAGAGGCUGGUGGAGAUGCUGAACUGGAAGAAUCUGGAAGAUGAAGAGAUCAGGCUUUCCGCCGCCGAGAUCCUGUCGAAGCUCGCCGGAAAGAAACAGAACGCUCUUCGGGUGGCCGGAAUUCCGGGAGCCAUGGAGUCCAUUUCCUCCCUCCUGCAGAUCAUCCGCGACCCGCCGGGCGGGCCGCGGGACGAGAUUUCAGAGAAGAGAAUCGUCUUGGACAGGGAGGAUUACGGGUAUUGGACUUUCAACCAUCUAGGGCUUCUGAUUCUGAAGAAGUUAGCUCGGGAUCAUGAUAAUUGCGGGAAGAUUGCGAACACCAGAGGACUCUUGCCGAAGAUCAUAGACUUCGCGCAGGCGGGGGAGAGGCUGCUGAGGGACGAAUCGGCGGCGCCGACGCAGAUCCUGGCGCUGAAACGGUCCCUGCAAGUUCUCCAGAUGCUGGCGAGCACGACGGGAGCCACCGGGAAGGAUCUGAGGAACGAGAUCUCGGAAGUGGUUUUCACGGUGAGUAACCUCAGAGAUAUACUCAAGUACGGCGGGAGACACUCGACGCUGCAGUUCCUGGGGAUAGACAUCCUGAAGAGCCUCGCGCUUGAGGAGGAGGCGUCGGAGAGGAUCGGAGGGACCGGCGGAGUUCUCAAGGAGCUGAUCCGGAUCUUCUUAAACCCCGCGGCGGGGGAGGAGGAGGACGAGGGCGGAGACGUGCGAUUGACGAGGGAUGACGAGGACCGGAUCCGCGUGAGGAAUGCCGCCGGAGAAGCGCUGGCGAUGUUGGCGCUGGAGAGCGAGAAGAACUGCCGCCGGAUUCUGAGGUUAGGAGCGACGGAAAGGCUCGUCGGAGCUCUGGCUGCUCCGCCACUCCGGGUGAACGCGGCUAGGGUUUUGAGGAACUUGUGUGCCUACAGCAGCGAGGACUCUGAUUGCUUUGCGCCGCUCCAGAGACUCACAGCCGCCGGACCAACUAUUCUGAAAGCAAUCAUGACAGAGGAAAGCAAAUUGCAGGAGGUGAUGCUUGGAUUAGCAGGACAUGUGUUCAUGUUCAUGGAGCCUCAAGAAUCAAGCGCCAUGUUCACAAGAGCAGGGAUUGAAGAAACCCAACUCGCCGAAAAGUUGAUUCGAAUCCUUGAGAGCCAUCCAUGGCCAUCAAUCAAGGUUCCAAGAAUCAGGAGGUUUGCCAUAGAGGUGGCGAUUUGGAUGAUGAGAGACAAGAGAACAAACAUUGAGGUUUUAAGGAACCUGGGAAUGGAGAACCAGAUGGAGUGCAUCACGGAGACCACGUCGGAGAUUGAGAGCUUUCAUGUUUUUUCUGGGUCUGUUGGCAUGAACCGACACACCACAACAAUGGGGUCUUUGGUUGAAACUGCGUUAGAGCUGCUGAGAGAAGACGACCACAAAUAACAUUCUUUUAUCAUGUAACAUCCUUAACAAGUGUAAAUGGUUCUUAUUAAGCCUAUACUCCUGCUGUUUUGGCACUUAUUAUUUGUUGUAACACACACAAUCACAACAUAUUCAAGUGAAAAGUGCACAAUGACGAACAGUGGAGUGUCAUUUUAUAACACCCAACUUCACACAAGAAGAUAGACAGAGAGAGUAACUUACAAUAUUACACAGUAAAAAAUGGUGAAUUUU
Messenger RNA from Cuscuta campestris, 2885 nucleotides. NCBI's taxonomy places the organism in Eukaryota, Viridiplantae, Streptophyta, Magnoliopsida, Solanales, Convolvulaceae. The record is from the annotation of a GenBank genome assembly.